GUUGUUUUCGACUCCUGGUGCCUACCGCUCUUCCUGAAGCUCCAUGCUAUUUUGCCCCUCUUGGCUCAAGUCCUUCUUACUCAAGCUAAUUCGGGAAGUCGCCGUCGCGCCUGCACAACUCAUCGCCCCCUCGAAUGUCCUCGAAGGGCGCCCCGGCGGAGCUGCUGGUCCAAACACACACGUCGGACAGCGAGUCCUCCUGCUCGUCGACGCCACAGCUCGCCGCCGAGGAGGAGAAGACGCUCCAGUUACCUCCCCUGAAGAGUCUGAUCAAGCUGACCACGGCAGCCUGGUUUGUCCUCGGGUGGAUGCUGUUCGUGGGCAAGGACAGGCUCACCGGCGCGUCUGAUGCCGGGGGCGUGACCGCAGUCUUGUACUGGCAGGCCCAGAUAAUCACGACCGUCGGCUACGGUGACUUGUGCCCCGCUUCGAACGACAGGCGGCUUAUGGUGGCGUUCUACGUGCUGGUGGGGAAUGUGAUUGCCGGCGUGGGCGUGAUGGACUACUUGACCAGUAUGCUGGCCCAGGGGGCGGAGGAGACCAAGAAAGGCAUGCUCUCGAAGGCACUCGCGAAGUCGGUCGCCGCCACGGGUGGGGGCUCGGCAGCUCCUCCGCAGGAGGCGCCCGCCAAAGCGAGGGCGAUGCGCGGGCCCCCCCCCCUGGUGAAAGCGCUCGUGGGAUUCCUGGCGAUGAUCUUGGUCGGGACAGUCUUUUUCAGCUUUGCGGACUACUGCAUCUGCGAUGAUUUUGAUGCGUGCGACGUGAUUCUCCCUUUCGGCGAGACGCAGGGAUGUCUGGACCUCGGCGGAACUCCGCGCUCCGUGACCCAGGCGUUUUACAUGUCUGUCAUUACAUUGACCACUGUUGGGUUUGGUGAUGAUGUUCCCGGUAACUGGGUGGGUCGGCUUUUUGCCACCGUCUGGAUGAUGGUUGGAGUCGCUUCUAUGGGCUAUUAUCUCGGUCAGAUCGCGAAGGCGGUGACUUCAAAUUAUGUGAAAAGUUCUGUUUCGACUGGCAUGAGUGAAGAGACUUUCCGGAUGAUCGAUGCUGACAACACGGCGCCCUGUCAACGUACGAAUACGUAGUGUACAUGCUGCUGAAUCUGACUGGUACCUGCGCGACUGAAGCUCGAUUCUGGCAGCCUGGUGGCCCCACAAGGGGUCGGCGGAUUUCAAUAUGGUUGACGCGAACGACGUGCAAGAGUUGGUCGACGGGUUCAACGAGAUGGACCAGAACCAGAGCGGCACGUUGGAAUACACGGAAGUUAUGGGAACGACGUGCAAGAGCUGAUCGACGGCUCAGUGAGAUGGACAGGAACCAGAGCGGCACGUUGGAAUACAUGGAAGUUGCGGCGCAAUAGCAUCACCACCACCAAUAGCAGUACCGCAACCAGUGGCGCCAGCACUGACAGUCGCUGGGGCACCCUUCUCUUUUUACUUUUGAGGCACGGCGGUCCGUGACUGACCCUCUGACCUCGGCAGUUUUGAGCACCCCGUCCUCGACGCGCGCCCCCGUUGACGAUGCGCGGGUGCCUUCGUGGUUUGGCCGCGUUGCUUGUGCGCGCUUGUCAUUAUGCAUGACAUGGCUGAGCCUUCAUGGCUCCAGCCUGUCCGCGGCGUCAAUCUUUAAUGCAGCCAUGCCCUUUGCUUUUCGUUCUCGGCUUGCUUCUGCCUCCUGCCUUCUCCGCCCCCCGUGAGUCCUCGUUGCUCCUGCGCGUGCUCCGCCAGCUGGCGUAGUCUCGCGUGUACUAUCUCAUAGCCUUCGGGCCAGUUCGGCCACCGUUCCUGGGUUCUUGCUCAGGGUUCUCAGGGAUCCUUCUGAGGUUCUCUUCGGAGCAACCUUGGGUCCAGGGCCCCUUACAGACUCCGCAGGAGUGAGGAUUGAUGCUCAGAGGAUUGGGCAAAGGACCUGAAGACACGCCCACUCCGUGCCCAGCGGCACGGUGGCAGAAUAUUCCAAGCAUUGUUCCCUGUCAUGGGGUGUGGCUCUAUAUUUAAAGCGCUCGUGAUGCACGCGUCGGCGUAUCAACCAAAAAGAUUUGAAUGCAGUUUCAAUUUCUCCGCUUUCGAUCCUGGAGACCAUGGACUUGCAAGCCUGCAUCCUGGAAGCAAGCCCUUCAAGCCCAGCAGCAGCUUUUUUCUGGCUCCGAAGCGUCGUUUUUUUCGAACCCCGGCGCGCGACGGGCCCCUUUUGGGAGCCUCAGAUCAGCUUGCUGGGCACAUGCAGUUUGUCUGUCGGAGCCCCAGGGCCCUCCUCUCUGCCUUGUCUCGGUCGCUUCCCUCGCUUCCCUCCUCCCUUGCCUCCCCGCCUUCCGGCCCCCGACAGAGGCUGGAACCCGUUCGCCCAUCAAUCUUCUCGGUGACCCGUUUGGGGUCCCCAGGUACCGGCAGCGAGCCGACUCUUACCGAUACCGAUACCGAUCCCCACCUUCCCCUGCUUCCCUCCCCCUCGGAGAUUCGACUCAACGGUCUGUGCUGGCAUGCGGGUUCAUAUUUUCGGGCCGCCCG
Molecule: messenger RNA, 2507 nt
Organism: Prorocentrum cordatum
Lineage: Eukaryota; Dinophyceae; Prorocentrales; Prorocentraceae
Source: the annotation of a GenBank genome assembly